AUGUUGAUCUUAAAAAGUCUAAUUUUCAAUUUAGCUGCUGUAACGAGCAUUCCAAUCGAUACAUCCCUUAACACCUUCAUCCGACGUCAUGCAAAUCUUCGUGGAACAAAGUUCAUGUGCCUGGAGGGAGGGUGUGGGGUCUGUGUGGUGGCUAUUCGAGGUCUCCAUCCAAUCACAAGGAUACCAUUUAUUAUGGCAGUGAACUCUUGCCUCUUCCCAGUUUACUCUUGUCAUGGUCUAGAAGUGAUCACGGUAGAAGCAUUGGGUAAUCGUAAAGCUGGAUACCAUCCAAUUCAGUCACGCCUAGCCACUCUCAAUGGUACACAGUGUGGAUUCUGUACUCCUGGAAUGGUAAUGAAUAUGUUCUGCCUGGCUGAGGCAGAAAGAGGUCAACUGACCAUGGAAGAGGUGGAAAAUGCAUUUGGUGGACAUUUGUGUCGUUGUACAGGAUACAGACCUAUCCUGGAUGCUUUCAAGACCGUUGCAUCAGAUGCCACGGAGCGUUUGCGAAAUUUAACGCGAGAUAUUGAAGAUCUGCCUAAAUUUUGUCCCAAGAUGGCUUCCCACAAAUACCCUUUUGAUCCCAUUGAAGAAAAGAGGCUGUUUUUCAAAUGCAAGAGCGGCAGAGAAUGGCACAAAGCCUACAAUCUUGCCACUCUUUUCACCCUAAUGCGACAGAGUCGUCACAAGCAGUAUAUGCUUGUAGCAGGGAAUACAGCUCAUGGGGUGUAUCGACGUGAUCCUAAUAUUGAGAUCUUCAUCGAUGUUUCUUCAAUUGAAGCUCUAAGAACUCACUCAAUAGGGGGUUACAUUGAAUUGGGCGCCAAUAUGACUUUGACCGAAACAAUGAUCUUCCUCAGGAGGGCAGCCUUUGGACGACCACAAUUUGGAUAUUGCCGAGAACUUAUCAGGCAUCUUGAUUUGGUUGCUCAUGUAGCUGUUAGAAAUAUUGGAACUCUAGCUGGAAACCUGAUGAUCAAACAUGAACAUCCAGACUUUCCAUCCGAUGUAUUCCUAAUACUUGAAACGGUUGGGGCAUUGCUACUAAUUGCUGACAAUGUUUCAAGGACAAGGGCUGUUUCAGUAGCAAACUUCCUCAAAAUGGAUAUGAAAAGGAGAAUAAUCCUGAAAAUUCGUCUUCCUGCAAUGGAUUCAACAAGAGACAUUUUACGAACCUACAAAAUUAUGCCAAGGGCACAAAAUUCCCAUGCUUAUGUAAACGCUGGUUUCCUCUUCAGAUUCAACGAACGCCGUAGUCGUCUAUUGAGCAUUAGGAUCUGCUACGGUGGCAUCCAUCCUAGAUUUAUUCAUGCUGCAUCCACAGAACAAGCCCUCAAUGGUGUAGAUAUUUUCGAUAAUAAUGUACUGCAGAGAGCUUUUGCAUCUUUGGACCAAGAAAUCCAGCCUGAUUCUUCAGUCAAUGAACCUCUUCCUGAAUACCGGAAAAUCCUAGCUUUGGGACUUUUUUACCGAGCUAUUCUAAGUGUAGCACCUGAGGAACGAGUUCAGCAACAAUAUCGAAGUGGAGCUACGAUGAUUGAGAGACCAGUAUCUUCAGGAAUUCAGCAAUACACGUCUAAUUCUGAAAAUUACCCUCUAACACAACCCCUGCCCAAGGAUACAGCCCUAGAACAGACAUCAGGAGAAGCGGAAUAUGUCAACGAUAUGGUACACCUCCCAGAUGACCUCUGGGCUACCUUCGUCAUUGCUUCCCAGACUAAUUCCCGAAUCAGUUACAUCGAUGCAGCUGUUGCACUCAAGAUGCCAGGUGUCGUUGCGUUCUAUCGAGCUUCUGAUAUACCAGGAACAAAUAAUUUCAUGAGUGCUAAGCACAAUCAAGCAGAGGAAACGGAAGAAAUCUUGGCCAGCAGCGAAAUUCUAUACCAUGCUCAGCCAGUUGGAAUGAUUGUGGCUGAGAGUUUUGAUAUAGCUCAAUUAGCAGCAAAGAAGGUGAAAGUCAUCUAUGAGAGAUCGACGAACACUGAUCAGAUCUUCCUCACACCAACCGAUGUGCUAGAGGCCAAUGAUGAAGAUAGGAUACAGCAAUCUGUAACCUUAGGGGAACAAAAUGAUAACACUGUGGAAGGACAGCAUACGUUAACUGGACGUUUAGUUCUGGGGUCUCAAUAUCACUUCCACAUGGAAGCUCAGACAUGCAUCUGCUGUCCAACUGAGAUAGGACUUGAUGUCUAUGCUGCCACUCAGUGGAUGGAUCUGUGUCAAACAGCUAUCGCCCAAUGCCUGGGAAUUCAUGAGAGUCGCAUAAAGAUGAUAGUGAGACGCUUAGGUGGAGGUUUUGGCGGGAAAAUGUAUCCAACUAGCCAGAUUGCAGCUGCAACGGCUCUUGCUGCAUUUCUUCUCAAUCGAACUGUGAGAUUUGUCAUGACCAUCGAACAGAAUAUGAUGACUAUGGGGAAGCGUUAUGCUUCAGAAUCUGAAUAUGAAGUUGUAACGGAUAGCAAUGGGCAGAUACUGAAGCUACAGAAUACAAUCUACGAGGACUUUGGUGCUACUUACAACAGUAAUGUUCCUGGUCAAGUCCUACCAAACUUCUCCAAUGGAUACAAUACAGAUAACUGGUACUGGCAGCUCAAUCUUGUUAAAACGAACAAACCUAGCAACACUCUAGCCAGAAGUCCAGGAAAUUUAGAAUUUACAGCUAUGAUUGAGAACAUCAUGGAACACAUUGCAAAGGCUACCAGUCAGGAUCCGAUAGACGUAAGAUUGGCCAAUAUGCCUGAAGAUACUGAUAGAAGACAAUUCAUUACAGACUUCAGAACAUCCACUGACUACGAAACCAGAAAGACGGAAAUUGAUGAAUUUAACACACAGAAUAGAUGGAAAAAGCGUGGAAUAGCUAUUGUUCCUAUGAACUAUAGGAUCCAUUUUCAUGGCGUUAGGUACGCUCUGGUUUCUAUCCAUCAUGGCGACGGAAGCGUAACAAUAACCCAUGGUGGAGUAGAAAUGGGUCAAGGAAUUAAUACGAAAUUAGCCCAAGUUGCAGCACAUCUUUUGGGAAUUGACUACGAUAUGGUCAAGAUUAUGCCCAGUCUCAAUACUGUUUCUCCUAAUACCACACAUUCGUCAGCGAGCAUUACAACUGUAUCUGUUGCUUACGCUAUUCAGCAAGCUUGUCAAACCCUCCUCGAUAGGAUUGAACCAGUGAGAGAAGAUAAUUCUGGACUCGACUGGCCUCAACUUAUACAGAGGUGCUUCGAACAGGAUAUUGACCUAGCUGCUCUACACAUGUAUAAACACUCAGAUCUUGAAGCCUUUAGUGUUUUUGGAGUGGCCUGUGCAGAAGUUGAACUUGAUGUUCUGACUGGAACUACUCUUCUUCGUCGUGUGGAUAUUCUCCAGGAUACUGGUGAAAGCAUGAAUCCCCUCCUCGAUGUGGGACAAAUUGAAGGUGCCUUUAUAUUUGGGUUAGGCUAUUGGCAUCAUGAAAAACUAAUCUACAACCCACGAAAUGGAAAGCUCAUGACCAAUAGAACGUGGAAUUACAAGAUACCCGGAGCUAAGGAUAUUCCUGUGGACUUCAGGGUGGCUUUUCUACAGAAUCACAAUGUUGAAGAGGGCAUUUUACGUGCUAAACCAACUGGAGAGCCUACAACGGCUCUCGCCAUUGUGGUCCUCUUCGCCAUCCGUUACGCAUUAAAUUCAGCACGCUCAGAUGCAGGAAACACGGACACAUGGUUUCAAAUGGGAGCUCCCAGCACAGUUGAAGAAAUUCUUCUCCUCACUGAGAAUAGAACUCAAGACUUCCAAGUCUAAUGGGCUUUAGGCUUGAAGGAACACCUGUUCGGCAAGGAACACUUUUUAACAAUUUUGUCAAAAUAUUGAAAACUAUUUCAUGUAUCUAAAUUGACAAUUAUCUGAUAGGACCUAGUCAUUUUUCUUAGUUCCUAAGAUUCAUCGCCACCAAGACUUUAAUUUUUCCUUUAUUUUUAUUCGUUAAACAUUUUCCCCACGAUAUCUCGGCAAAAAUUAAUGCAAAACUUUAGAAAAUGGAACUUAAUUUAUUAAUUUCAAUUAAAAAUGAAAUUAUUAAAAGAUAUUAACCUAAAAUUGGUCAAAAAUAAAUACCCUAGCGCUCAAUUUAUUGACUGGAAUUAUACUUAUUUCCAGCCUAAAAACAAAAUUCUAUUAUAUUUCUAAAAAUACUUAGAAUAAAAAAUCAAAAUGUCGAUUUUUCAUGUUGGCAUGAAAGGACGUUAUGGUCUACGUAUGAAUUU
This is a messenger RNA of Phlebotomus papatasi, 4235 nucleotides long. RefSeq lists its product as uncharacterized. Gene Ontology annotation, molecular function: 2 iron, 2 sulfur cluster binding; oxidoreductase activity; FAD binding. The transcript is spliced from 3 exons. The coding region runs from base 1 to 3774 and encodes 1257 amino acids. The record is from RefSeq and is a predicted model, not a curated record. Lineage: Eukaryota; Metazoa; Arthropoda; Insecta; Diptera; Psychodidae.